AUGCCGCCUCUACAGAAAAACCCAAGCCUUAGACCCUUCAAGCAGAGGAAGAGCCUAGCAACCAGACAAGAGGAAGUUGCUGGAAUCCGGGCAAAGUUCCCAAACAAGAUCCCGGUGAUAGUGGAGCGCUACCCCAGAGAGAAGCUCCUGCCCCUGCUGGACAAAACCAAGUUCCUGGUUCCUCAGGAGCUGACCAUGACCCAGUUUCUCAGCAUCAUACGGAGCCGCAUGGUCCUGAGGGCCACCGAAGCCUUUUACCUCCUGGUGGACAACAAGAGCUUGGUCAGCAUGAGCAUGACCAUGGCAGAGAUCUAUCGGGACUACAAGGACAAGGACGGCUUUGUCUACAUGACCUAUGCCUCCCAGGAGAUGUUUGGCUGCUUGGAGUCAGCAGCCCCCAGCAGUGGGAGCAGCCAUGGGAACAGACCUGAAAUCCCAUUCAGCCCAUGUCAGGAGAAACUUGUCCUCUGA
This is a messenger RNA of Lepus europaeus (European hare), 471 nucleotides long. Its product is annotated as microtubule-associated proteins 1A/1B light chain 3C-like. Gene Ontology annotation, cellular component: cytosol; autophagosome; autophagosome membrane. Gene Ontology annotation, molecular function: ubiquitin protein ligase binding. The coding region runs from base 1 to 471 and encodes 156 amino acids. Gene Ontology annotation, biological process: cellular response to nitrogen starvation; autophagosome assembly; macroautophagy. The record is from RefSeq and is a predicted model, not a curated record. The transcript has 4 exons. NCBI's taxonomy places the organism in Eukaryota, Metazoa, Chordata, Mammalia, Lagomorpha, Leporidae.